Molecule: messenger RNA, 939 nt
Organism: Cryptomeria japonica (Japanese cedar)
Lineage: Eukaryota; Viridiplantae; Streptophyta; Pinopsida; Cupressales; Cupressaceae
Exons: 1
Coding region: 1-939 (312 amino acids)
Biological process (GO): root development; shoot system development
Source: RefSeq, a predicted model, not a curated record
AUGGCUCUGCACUCUCCUCACAGGUAUAAGCAUAAUCGGUCAAAGAGUAUGCCCUCAAGCCCAAAAGGACACCCAAGUCUUACAGACACACUUGUAGGUGAGGUGGAAAGUUUGGAGGAGUCUUGUUCUUCCUCAUCAUCUUUUGGAGCGGAUUGGUUUGGCCCAGCAUUGGAGGUGGUGAUCAAUUGCUAUUCCAAUUUGUCAAACAUGCAGAUAGACAUGGAAGGCGUUGGGAGCAAAUGGAUCAAUGCACAUCUGGAUGACAUACUUCAUCUGCUUGAAGCGUCCAAUUUGUUGAGGGACACCAUUACAGAGAUCAGAAAGCAACACACGAGCGUGCAGGUAGCGAUUCGUGGCCUUGGCCGUGAUCAGACUUGCUCUGCCCAUGCCCAUGAAAGGGCACGCUCUACCCUUGCCAUGUGGCUGAGUAAGAAGAAGGACACACACACUCAGCUGGAAAAAUGCAUGUCCAUUUUGAGGCGAAUGGCAGAGAAGCUCAACGUUGAGGAUAAAGCAGGAGUAGCAGAAGCUGUCAUCAACAUCAACUAUGCGAAGGCCAUCACCGUCAUGAUCUUCUCUGCCUUUGUCACUGCUCUAUCCUUCAAGACAUCCCACAUGAGGAUGCCAUCUCUUCCUCUUCCUACCCAUUUUACUCGUCUCCAGCAAAAGCUAAAGCAGUCAUUUGAUAUAAGAAAAAGGUCUUCAUCGGCAUCAAGGUUCUUGCACGAGUUAGAAGCAGCAGAUAUUUCACUGGGAGAUCUCAACAAUCUUCUCAUUUCCAAGUCCAAAUUGCAGCUCCCGAUUAAUCUCUCUCCCUCCACGUUGGCACUCAAUGACUUGGAGACUGCUCUCCCACUCCUUGAACACAAAAUUGACCAGCUAUUCAAGUAUCUCAUCUCUGUCAGAGUUGCAGUAUUGAACACCCUUUCUUGUCAUUGA